Endocarpon pusillum Z07020 is the source of this 3087-nucleotide messenger RNA. RefSeq lists its product as uncharacterized. Gene Ontology annotation, biological process: IMP salvage; AMP metabolic process. Gene Ontology annotation, molecular function: AMP deaminase activity. The transcript has 2 exons. The record is from RefSeq and is a predicted model, not a curated record. Gene Ontology annotation, cellular component: cytosol. The coding region runs from base 1 to 3087 and encodes 1028 amino acids. Lineage: Eukaryota; Fungi; Ascomycota; Eurotiomycetes; Verrucariales; Verrucariaceae.
AUGGACAGUCCCGCAUUUGCAGGCAGUGUUCAUGGACGUGAUAAUGAGCAAGAUUCGGAUGACGAUGCGGAAAUUUACAAGUAUAGAGCUCGAUUGGAGUCGACUGGUAUAGGAGCAAAUGAAUCCAAGUCACAGCCAAAUUCUGCCCACGUAGCCGUCGAAAAUGGAGAGACUGAAACAAGCACUCCAUCCGAGGAGACUAUUCAGGAAGAGCAACAACGGAACCCUUUCUAUAGCUACGCUACCGAGAAAUAUGACAGUCAUGCGGACGCAAAGUUGAUCUAUCAGAGACAUCGACUGGACACAAGGUCUGGCGAGGGCGAAAGCCCUCUGCUGCUGGCAAAGUCAGCUACCCUACCAGCAUCUUUCUUUGAUGGCGACCUCGCGGGGGUCAGCAGGACCACGAGCAUCAACUCUAGAUCAAGCAAUCGUGCAUAUGCUCGAGACCCCACGAUUUCCAAUCACCAUUCCGGACUUCAAGUGCAAACCAGGGAUGGCCAAGCUGUUCCGGACAGACGGACUUUCGAACCAGUAACUACGGCCAAUGCAAAGGCCCGAAGCCAUGCAAAUCACCCCGGUCUGCCUCACGAAUACAAAGACCCUUUGCUCGCCAACCAGGAUGUCCAUGGAGCUGGAGCAGGGAUGGGUAUCGGGUCGGGAGCUGGUGGUUUUGCCGCAACAGAAGACACCAUUGUCACCGAGGUAGAAACGAUAUGUAAAAAGAUCAAAACUUUAUUGGAUCUACGUCGGAAGUAUCUGAAGACCUCUUUGCAGUGUCCAGGUGACAACCCGAAAGAUGUGGAAGAUUGGGAGAUAUAUCCACCUCCUCCCGAACCUGUCUGGACUGAUGAAAAAGCAAGGCCUGUUGCAAGCGCUAGCAGCAACGCUCUCAGCAGCAUGUCGAAUAGUCUGUAUGCCAUGGAAUCGUCGAACAAUACAGAGCAGCAGCCGCCAGCAUCUCCAGCAAAGAAGCAACGCAAAGCAGGUCAAGCAAUUGGGGAGGACUUUGACUUCUCGGAAUGUCACAUCGCGGACGCAUCAGAGAUGACUUUUGAGCUUGAUGAGGGAAGUGUCUAUCAAGUGUACGACCCCCAAGCGAGUGAAGGUGCCACACCGAUAGUGCAUGUACCUACCCUUCGGGACUUUUACAUGGACUUGGAAAUCAUCCAUGACAUAUCCUCAGACGGUCCGGCAAAGAGCUUUGCAUAUCGGAGGCUACAAUAUCUGGAAGGAAGGUAUAAUCUGUAUUCUUUGCUGAAUGAGUACGAAGAGGUCGCUGAAACCAAGAAAGUACCCCAUCGGGACUUCUACAAUGUCCGAAAAGUUGACACUCACGUCCAUCAUUCGGCAUGUAUGAAUCAGAAACAUCUUUUGCGCUUUAUCAAGAGUAAGAUGAAGAAAUGUCCGGAAGAGGUUGUGCUGUUCAGAGAUGGGAAGACACUCACCCUAAGGGAGGUCUUCGAAAGCAUCAACUUGACUGCCUAUGAUCUGAGCAUUGAUACCUUGGAUAUGCAUGCGCAUACAGACUCUUUCCACCGCUUUGACAAGUUCAACCUCAAGUACAAUCCUAUUGGGCAAUCACGGCUGCGAGAUAUCUUCUUGAAGACUGAUAAUUUUAUCAAAGGGAAGUAUCUGGCAGACAUCACGAGAGAAGUCAUCUCCGACCUCGAGUCCAGCAAGUAUCAGAUGGUUGAAUGGCGCAUUUCAAUAUAUGGUCGAAACCUGCAGGAAUGGGAUAAACUUGCUGCUUGGGUGCUGGAUAACAAAAUAAUCUCCCCAAAUGUACGUUGGUUGAUACAGGUGCCGCGGCUGUACGACAUGUACAAGUCGAGCAAGAUGAUGGAGAAUUUCGAAACCGUCAUCAAGAACGUUUUUCAGCCGUUGUUCGAAGUCACUAAAGAUCCUACGAGUCACCCGAAGUUGCACAUCUUCUUGCACCGAGUCAUUGGCUUCGACAGUGUUGACGACGAAAGCAAGGUUGAGCGUCGACUCUACCGCAAAUAUCCCACCCCGAAAGAGUGGAAUUCGAAGCAAAAUCCUCCCUACAGUUAUUGGAUCUAUUUCUUGUUCGCCAACAUGACCUCGCUCAAUGCAUUUCGCAAACGAAGAGGCUUCAAUACCUUCCUCCUACGGCCUCACUGUGGUGAAGCAGGUGACACGGACCAUCUCGCUGCUGCUCUACUGUGCUGUCAUAGCAUCAGCCAUGGCAUCACCCUACGUAAAGUGCCGAUAUUCCAAUAUGCCUUCUAUCUGGACCAGAUAGGCAUUGCGAUGUCGCCUUUGAGCAACAAUGCAUUGUUCUUGACAUACGACCGAAAUCCAUUUGUCAGCUAUUUCCGCAAGGGCUUGAAUGUAUCAUUGUCCACAGAUGAUCCACUCCAAUUUGCUUACACCAAAGAGCCUCUGAUAGAAGAGUAUUCAGUGGCGGCACAGAUCUACAAAUUCAGCGCCGUGGAUAUGUGCGAGCUGGCGAAGCACUCCGUCGACCAGAGUGGUUUUGAGCUGUCAUUGAAACAACGUUGGCUUGGAAAAUAUUGCUACCUGCCAGGUGCUUUGGGGAAUGAUGUCGCCAAAUGCAAUGUUCCGGAUGUUCGUGAAUCUUUCCGGCAUGACACCUUGAAGGCAGAGCAUUCAUUCAUCGCCAAGUAUACAGGAGACUACUCUCACUUCCAGAAAUUUAAUCCAAGCUUACCCGAACCGAUAGACGCAGAGACGCCGAUUGAGGAAGUUUUUGGCACUCCGAAGCGAUAUUUCGAACAGGUGGCAGAUAGUAUACCACCUCCUCAGAGUAGUCGCAUUCCGGGUGUAAGAUCGAUCACUGACAUGGAUGGCUUGCGGAAACCCCCAGUUCGCAGCAGAACAACAUCUAGAGCAUCGAUAACUAUUCAUCCGGUGGCAGCAGACCCUGUCCUGACGGAGCCCAGGAUGAUUCCUGGAAUCCUCCACGAGAACGAAAGAAGAAGGAGCCGGCGGUUCAGCAGUUCUGGUGGCUCAGAGGGUGCCAGUGCUGAGACCAUAACACCUGGUCUGGCCAAAUUGGCUGUCAAGGAGCAGGGAGAAGCGGACCAAAUUGAACAAUCAGAAUAA